Molecule: messenger RNA, 1050 nt
Organism: Prorocentrum cordatum
Lineage: Eukaryota; Dinophyceae; Prorocentrales; Prorocentraceae
Source: the annotation of a GenBank genome assembly
AUGCCGGCCGACGACGGCGGGCUGCGGGUCCCCGCCGUCGAUGUCUCGGAGUGCCUGACGCCGCGCACGGACCGGCACGUGCGGGGGCGGAGGUGCUGGGUGCACUGCUGGGGCGCCACGUUCAGCAUCCUCUACGUCGCCUCCGUCGUGAUGACGGGGCUGAGGUGGUCAGAGCAGGGCCUCUGCGUCCGAUCCUGGUGGUGCGUGACGAAGAUGUACAUCCGGGCAGCCCCUGCCUCGGCUCGGCUCCACGGGGUGUGGUACCUCUGGAGGAGUACCACCCGAGAGGUCCCCCUCGGCCUGCUGGUGAGCAUUUGGUUCACCACCGGCACCCUCAGCGUCGGCUGCUGCUCGCUAUGCAACUGGGCCAUGGUCCAGCUCUGGGCGUGGAUGAACCCUUACUGCUACAUCACGUAUCCGGCGGAUAACUGGCCCUGGGACUACACGUCUGGGAAGUGCAUGAUGAUCAAUGUGGUUCAAUGGAUCCUGACGGCUGGCAUCAUCGAGGAGUCCUUCAAGUUCGUGAGCCUCCUACGCCUGAGGCCCACGCCCGGGAAGGUCCGCGCGGGGCUCGAGUGGUGCCGGUGCAGAGUCCCGGGGCUGCCGAGGGCCUGGUGGAUGCGGCUCGCCGACUCGCCGCUGGCGGUGGCCCUGUGCGGCGUGGCGGCCGGGGGCGGGCUUGCGGACGAGCUCGACCGCGCGCAGGAGAGCUUGGACAAGGCGUUCAAGGACAACGACCUCGAGUCCGCCUAUGGCCGCAUCGCCGCGUCGUUCGCACACAUGGUCUGGACCGGCUACGCGGCCUGCGGGCUUGCCAAGUGGCAGUUCCUCCCGCCGGGGGACCCGUCCAGGCCGCGGCGGCGGACGAGCUACCUGCUGGCGCCCAUAGUGCUGCACGGCCUGUACAACUGGUGCUCCACGCUGCAGCGCUGCGAGGCGUACGAGGAUCCGAGACGUACCAGGGGAAGCUGUACAAGAGCGACGGCUGCUACCUUCCGCCGAUGUGGCGCAUCGUCUUCAAGGGUGGGCACACCGUGGUCAUGCUCUUGA